Messenger RNA from Lotus japonicus, 3592 nucleotides. Its product is annotated as receptor-like protein kinase HSL1. Gene Ontology annotation, cellular component: plasma membrane. The transcript is spliced from 2 exons. The coding region runs from base 243 to 3251 and encodes 1002 amino acids. The record is from RefSeq and is a predicted model, not a curated record. Gene Ontology annotation, molecular function: ATP binding; protein kinase activity; protein binding. Lineage: Eukaryota; Viridiplantae; Streptophyta; Magnoliopsida; Fabales; Fabaceae. Gene Ontology annotation, biological process: protein phosphorylation.
GGGAUAACAAGACUGCUAGACCAUCAAAUCAAAUCUCACAUGUCUUCAUAGAGAGACACACAGCAAAAGGAUACCCUCUCCCUCCCAAGCAGUUUUGUAUGGCAAAGCACAACAAACAAAAUCAAACCCAAACCUGGCAAGUAAAUGUAGUAAUCAGUUUGAAUUGAAUAGCAGAACCAAACCAAACACACUCACUCACUCACUCACUCUGUUUUGCUGCUAAAAAAACAGAGCCAAAAACAAUGCCUCCCCUGUUCCUCUUCCUGUUCCUCCUCCUCCUCCUCCUCCUGGUGGUGCUGCCAUCCACCAUCUCCACCCUCAACCAAGAAGGUAACUCCCUCUACAACUUCAAGCUCUCAGUAGAAGACCCUGACUCCUCCCUCUCCACCUGGACCAACAACACCACCCCCUGCAACUGGUUCGGCAUCACCUGCGACCCCACCAACACCACCGUCACCCACCUUGACCUCUCCAACGCCAACAUCCUCGGCCCAUUCCCCGCCUCCCUCCUCUGCCGCACCCUCCCCAAUCUCACCUCCCUCACACUCUUCAACAACUACAUCAACUCCACUCUCUCCCCUCACAUCUCCCUCUGCUCCUCCCUCACCCACCUCGACCUCUCCCAGAAUCUCCUCUCCGGCGAACUCCCCCACACUCUCCCCCUCCUCCCCAACCUCCGCCACCUCGACCUCACCGCCAACAACUUCUCCGGCCCCAUCCCAAACUCCUUCGGAAGCUUCCAGAAUCUCGAGGUCCUCUCCCUCGUCUACAACCUCCUCGACUCCACCAUCCCUUCUUCCCUCGCCAACAUCACCACCCUCAAAACACUCAACCUCUCUUACAACCCGUUUCUCCCCGGUCCAAUCCCCUCCGAGCUCGGAAAACUCACCAACCUCGAGAUCCUCUGGCUCAGCUCCUGCAACCUCGUCGGAAACAUCCCUGACUCCAUUGGGAAUCUCCACAAGCUCAGGGACUUGGACCUCGCGCUCAACAACCUGCACGGGUCGAUUCCGAGUUCGCUGACUCAGUUAACGAGUGUGGUUCAGGUUGAGUUGUAUAACAACUCGCUCUCCGGCGAGUUGCCUCAGGGAAUGUCGAACCUCAACGCGUUGAGGCUAUUCGACGUGUCCAUGAACCGUCUUGGAGGGUCCAUUCCCGACGAGCUUUGCCGCUUGCCGUUGGAGAGUCUCAACCUCUACGAGAAUCGAUUCUCCGGCGAGUUGCCGGCGAGCAUAGCCUUCUCGCCGAAUCUCUACGAGCUCAGGUUGUUUGAUAACCAGCUCUCCGGCGAGCUUCCGGGGGAUCUUGGGAAGAACGCGCCGUUGAGGUGGGUCGACGUUUCAAGCAACAACUUCUCCGGUCGGAUUCCGGUGACUCUGUGCGACCAUGGCGCGUUGGAAGAGCUUCUGAUGAUAGAGAACUCGUUCUCCGGGGAGAUUCCGGCGAGCCUGGGCGCGUGCCGGAGCUUGACGCGUGUAAGGUUUGGUUCCAACCGGUUGUCCGGUGAGGUUCCGGAGGGUUUGUGGGGCCUGCCCCAUGUGUAUUUGCUUGAAUUAAUCGGUAACUCGCUUUCCGGUUCGAUUGCCGGAACCAUUGCUGGGGCGAAGAAUCUGUCGCAGUUAAUGGUUUCCAGAAACAAUUUCUCAGGUCCGGUCCCGGCUGAGAUUGGAAGAUUGGAAAAUCUUCAGGAAUUUUCAGGUGAUGAUAACAAGUUCAAUGGUUCUUUGCCUGGGAGUAUAGUGAAUCUUAGGCAGCUGGGGACUCUUGAUCUUCAUAACAAUAACCUCUCUGGGGAGCUUCCUAAAGGGAUUCAAUUGUUGAAGAAGCUCAAUGAGUUGAAUUUGGCUAAUAAUGAGAUUGCUGGGAAAAUUCCUGAUGAAAUUGGGAGUAUGUCUGUGCUUAAUUUCCUUGAUCUUUCCAAUAAUCAAUUUUCCGGGAAUGUUCCUGUGGGGUUGCAGAAUUUGAAGCUCAAUCAGCUUAACUUGUCUUACAAUCAGCUUUCUGGUGGAAUUCCCCCUUUGCUGGCUAAGGAUAUGUACAAGGCUAGUUUCAUGGGUAACCCUGGUUUAUGUCGUGAUUUGAAAGGUUUGUGCAAUGGUAGAGGAGGGGAUAAGAGUGCGCGUGUUGUUUGGUUGCUUCGAACUAUUUUCAUAGUUGCCACUUUGGUGUUUGUCAUUGGUGUGGUUUGGUUCUACUUCAAGUACAGAAAUUUCAAGAAUGCUGGAAGCUCUGUUGAUAAAUCCAGGUGGACUUUGAUGUCAUUUCAUAAACUGGGUUUUAGUGAAGAUGAGAUCUUGAACUGCCUCGAUGAAGAUAAUGUCAUAGGGAGUGGAUCGUCGGGGAAAGUCUACAAGGUUGUACUUACGAGUGGCGAAGCUGUUGCCGUGAAGAAGAUAUGGGGAGGGCUCAGGAAGGAAUUGGAGAGUGGAGAAUACAUUGAGAAGAGUCUGUUUCAAGACAGUGCUUUUGAUGCUGAGGUCGAAACUCUAGGCAAAAUUAGGCACAAGAACAUUGUCAAGCUAUGGUGUUGCUGCACCACCAGGGACUGCAAGCUACUGGUUUAUGAGUACAUGCCAAAUGGAAGUCUUGGUGAUUUGCUGCAUAGCAGUAAAGGAGGGUUGUUGGAUUGGCCAACUAGGUAUAAGAUAGCUCUUGAUGCUGCAGAAGGCCUCUCUUAUCUGCAUCAUGACUGUGUUCCACCAAUUGUCCAUCGAGAUGUGAAAUCUAAUAACAUCUUGUUGGAUGGAGAUUUCGGUGCAAGGGUGGCAGAUUUUGGAGUAGCUAAGGUAGUUGAAUCCGCUGGGAAUCGAACUAAAUCCAUGUCGGUCAUAGCUGGGUCUUGUGGUUAUAUUGCACCAGAAUAUGCAUACACGCUUAGAGUGAAUGAGAAGAGCGAUACAUAUAGUUUUGGAGUUGUCCUACUUGAGUUAGUUACCGGAAAGCGGCCAAUAGAUCCUGAAUAUGGGGAAAAGGACUUGGUUAUGUGGGCAUGCAACACCUUGGAUCAGAAAGGCGUGGACCAUGUUCUUGACUCAAGGCUUGAUCCUUGUUUCAAAGAGGAAAUUUGCAGGGUCCUAAACAUUGGUCUCAUCUGCACCAGUCCUCUUCCGAUCAACCGGCCUGCAAUGAGAAGAGUGGUGAAGAUGUUACAGGAAGUGAGUACAGAGAACCAAACGAAACUUGCCAAGAAAGAUGGAAAAUUAUCCCCUUAUUACUAUGAUGAUGUGUCAGAUCAUGGAAGUGUUGCUUAACUCAAGUUCUUGUAAUGAUGGUUGGAUAAUUUGACUAUGAAAGAGGGGUGGGGGGUUCUAAAAUUUUCUUGUUUAAUUAGAACCAGCUUUCCCUCCAUGUUUUCCACUCAUGGUUUGCUUUACAAUAGUUGGCUAAAGGGAAGGGAUAUUUUUUUUUCCUUUCUAGGGUUGAAAAUAGGGUCAUUGAAGAGAUGAUGUUUUCCCCUGUAUAAAGUUGGUUGACAUCAAGGCGCUUGCCUGCUGAAUUUGAAAUGGUGUUUGCAUUCAUUCAGAAUUGAUUUUCACUGUCAAAGAGAUGUGACUCUUCUCUGGCAUGGUUCAGGUGAUUUCAAAGUUGUAAA